AAAAGGCGGGAUUCGUAGCCUAGUCCAUCAGACGAAGACUAGCCUGUCAAAGCGUAGCACACUCCAGUCACCCAAAACAAGUUGAAAAAUGAAAUUGUUCGUUGUUCUCUCUGGCCUUCUCGCCGUAGCCAUGGCUAAGCCAGGCUUGUUGGCUUACAACAUCGUUUUACCUGGCGCACCAAUUGGCCUCGAUGGGCGAGUUGUAGAUACACCCGAGGUAUCUCUCGCAAAAGCAGCUCACGCCGCUGCUCAUAUCAAUGAAAAAUUAAACCACAACGCCGAGGUUCUUCGUUCUGCCGAUUUCAUCUACCCAGCAGCUGCACCUGUCUACGCUGCACCAGCAGCUCUUCCUGUAGUUCAUGCUGCUCCACUUGCCUAUGCUGCACCUCUCCCAGCAGCUUUGCCCAUUGCCAGCCACGCCACUUUGCUCGCCACUGACGGACGUCCUCUGGACACACCCGAAGUCGCCGCAGCCAAAGCAGCUCAUGCCGCUGCUCACAUCAACGAACAACUUACUCAUGCUAAAGAAGCCACGAGAAACGCUGUUUACGCUUAAAUUGUAUUAAGAUAUCAAAAAGUCAAUUAAUUAUAAAUGGCAUAAUAUCUUUGGCAUUCCGAAAAAUAAUUAAUAUGAAUUUUGCAUAUUCAAAAAUUUGUUUUUACUUAUUGUUAUCUGAAAUUUUUAUCUGAAUUUUGAGGAAGGCAACUUUUAGUAUAAUGUCUACUUGUUUACUUAGAAAUAAUAAUUUUUAUACCUUUUA
Trichogramma pretiosum is the source of this 761-nucleotide messenger RNA. Its product is annotated as cuticle protein 18.7-like. The transcript is spliced from 2 exons. NCBI's taxonomy places the organism in Eukaryota, Metazoa, Arthropoda, Insecta, Hymenoptera, Trichogrammatidae. The record is from RefSeq and is a predicted model, not a curated record. The coding region runs from base 89 to 556 and encodes 155 amino acids.